Molecule: messenger RNA, 1899 nt
Organism: Aspergillus pseudonomiae
Lineage: Eukaryota; Fungi; Ascomycota; Eurotiomycetes; Eurotiales; Aspergillaceae
Product: putative nucleotide-sugar transporter
Exons: 4
Coding region: 304-1620 (438 amino acids)
Biological process (GO): pyrimidine nucleotide-sugar transmembrane transport
Cellular component (GO): Golgi membrane; intracellular membrane-bounded organelle
Molecular function (GO): pyrimidine nucleotide-sugar transmembrane transporter activity
Source: RefSeq, a predicted model, not a curated record
UGAUAAGGACGCCCCAUCGCUCCAUCUCCUCUCGGAUUCCUCACUCUUUGUCCUUCUCCAACAACCUUAUUGUCAUUUCCGAGAUGGGCUGUCAAUAGAAGCCUUCCUACACUAUAUCCUUCAUUCUGUGCUAUAGCGCUGAGUUUUCUAGAGGAGCAUCUGGUCUACUGCUUCCAAGACUCCCCCGGAUAGACACGGGUCCUUAUCUCUCAGCCCGCCAGCUUUCUGUCUCUCCACCACGACUGAGAGACCCUUUGGUUCGACAUAUUCUGUUUAGGGCAUUGUAGUGCCCCUUCGGGAAUCAUGGCGACCAAAGCAAUGAUUCCGUUCCUGGUCACGAUGAUGCUCGUGACCGGUGUCUGCAAUACUAUUCUCAACAAGUAUCAGGAUAUGCAAUGUGUGCGAAACUGUGAUUCUCAGGAUCCUAGCGAUCGCCAUCUCUUUGAGCAGCCUGUUAUUCAAACGAUUCAGAUGUUCAUUGGAGAAAUGGGUUGCUGGCUCGUGGUCCUACUCUCAUAUAUUUACCAAACAUUCAUCUCACCGCGCUUUUCGACUCAAUCAUCCCCCCUUUUAGUCGGUGGCUAUCACCCUGUCGCGGAUAAUGAUGGCGUCGAUGAUGGCGUCGAGGAUAAUGCAGUUGAGGGGGAUGGGUUCCCCAAUGACCCUACAAAGCCUGCGCACGCGCAUGACGAGCGUAUACGGCUACAUGGCUGGAAGAUCUUUCUACUUGCUGCACCAGCAUGCUGUGACAUUGCAGGCACUACCCUUAUGAACGUCGGUCUGCUCUUUGUCGCAGCAAGCAUCUACCAAAUGACACGUGGUGCGCUGGUACUCUUUGUUGGGCUCUUCAGUGUUCUGUUUCUCCACCGGAAACUUUAUUUUUAUCAAUGGGUUGCACUUUUCGUGGUCGUCCUGGGAGUUGCACUGGUUGGCCUUGCAGGUGCCCUCUUUGGUGACAGCCAGAACCACGAUAUCACACGAGAGGAUCCCAUGGCAGCUGUAGCACACAUCUCGAUGCAAGCCCGCGCUCUUGCGAAGACCCCUGAAGCAGUUCAGGCCAUUAUCGGUGUUCUCCUUAUCGCCGCAGCCCAGAUCUUUACUGCCUCGCAAUUCGUGCUGGAAGAAUGGAUCUUGGAACACUAUGCUAUGGAUCCUAUCCAAGUUGUUGGCUGGGAAGGCGUUUUCGGCUUCUCUGUAACUGUCAUCGGAUCGAUCAUCUUAUAUCUGUUCGUGGGCCGCACGGAAGCUGGCCGCUAUGGAUACUUUGAUGUCAAGGAAGGAUGGCAUCAGGUAUUGAGUAACAGAGCUAUCGCUAUCGCCAGUGUCCUGAUUAUGAUCAGUAUUGGUGGCUUCAAUUUCUUCGGCCUCUCCGUUACCCGGUCUGUCUCCGCUACAUCUCGUAGCACGAUUGACACUUGCCGAACACUCUUCAUUUGGCUCGUCUCGUUGGCGCUCGGAUGGGAAUCCUUCAAAUGGCUUCAGGUAGCCGGGUUCGCAUUACUCGUGUAUGGAACCUUCCUUUUUAACGACAUUGUACGCCCACCGCUCAAGGCAUGUCUUCCUCAUGAAGUGAGGGAGAGGGAACUGCUGCUACCAGAGGAACCGAUUGAGCAUAUCUAAAUUUAGAGAACGGGACAUGCUAUUAGCAUCUCAACAUCCCCACACCCAUCGUCUUAGGCUCACAUUAUUUUGCUUAUCUUACUUUUGGAUGCAUGGUUGGUAUAAACUAUUGGCGUUGCAGGCUUUCGAGUCGUCUUUAUUCUGUCUGGCUUUUGGUUUCUAUGAAUGGUCUCAUCUUAUAUAGAUGAACUUGGCUUGCUUUCUCGGACUUUGUAUACAUUUGUACUUGGAUCUUAUCUAUGAACGCUGAAAUAUAAAGGGAGAAGAAUGGAAAAAAUG